AUGGAAAUCCCGUAUGCAUCGGACGUUAUUCGCAGUGUAGUAGCGCCGCUGCUGUUUGAUACGCUUGCUGCUCACUCGGUCGUACCCUAUACAAUUCGUCUCCGCAAUCGUAAUGUCGCAGACUCGGUGAACGUCAUAGUCGCCGUCUAA
Peronospora matthiolae is the source of this 150-nucleotide messenger RNA. Lineage: Eukaryota; Oomycota; Peronosporomycetes; Peronosporales; Peronosporaceae. The record is from the annotation of a GenBank genome assembly.